UGACCGCUCAAUAGUUAAGAAGGCUCAUGCCAGUGAUGUGUGUGAAAGACAUCUUUUGACCUCUUUGAAAUGGAGUAUUCGAUUGACGAUGUCGCAGCAGCAAGGAGUUUGCAGUUCGCCAAGGUAUCUCAGCGUCGAUGGCUACAUUCUGGACCUAUGAUUAUGCAUGUUCACUUCAUGAAGAGUGGACAUUUUUACUUCGAUCGCACUGGAGCAAGAUGAAAGGCUUAUAUAUUGUUACAAGAUACCUUCCCUUUAUCCUUCUCAUCAUAAAUCUAUAUAUGAGCUUUACCCCGAAUGAGAACCUAGUUAAAUGCGGGAUGUUGGUCAAUAUUACCUCAGGGCUCGGCAUGAUAGCAGCCACUUGCGCCGACUGUUUUUUCAUCAUCAGGACAUAUGUGUUCUGGAACAAAAAUAAAAUCUUGCUCGCAGCCAUCGUGGGCACCUAUCUCCUGUGUCUCGUAGGAGCCGUCAGCGUUAUCAUCGACACUACCGCCUCCGCAGCAUAUGCUACUAUCCCGAUCCAGGACAUCACAGGGUGUUAUCAGAGUUCAUCCAGUGACCAGAUUUUUAUCCCAUUUGUUCUCUUUUCUGCGUUCGGACUGGGACUCAUGAUCCUCACGCUCAUACGUGCCAUACAUAGCUGGCAGAGAAACCAAAGCCAUCUGUAUGUUGUCCUGAUGAACCAUAACAUAUUAUAUUAUGCUUGCGUUUUCCUAUUCUCGGUAAUGAACAUCUUCACAUCGUUGCUCCUCCAGGACUCCUACCAGACCGUUUUGGAUGGUGUGCAGUUCCUAGCCCUUGCGACUGUUGCCACGCGCAUGCACAUCCAUCUCUGGCAGACAAACCAACAUUCACGCGGCUCAAGCGGCCUGGUUCAUAUUCGAUUGUCCGACAUGUCAUCUGUGAACGUCACAGCGUGAUGUCUUAUCCUGUGGUUUAUUCAAUGUUGUUCAUGGAGCGAGCCUUGGACUGUACAAGAUGACUGGUGGGGUGGGUCUGGUAGAGUUUGUACGUGUUUAAUUUACAGGAUGAGUCUGUCGCGGGGCAGGUGGAGCAUUUGGAUGGCCUUAUCUAUUUGACGACCGUACUAGUUCCAGCUGCUGUACAUUUAUUAUCAUU
This is a messenger RNA of Suillus plorans, 1122 nucleotides long. RefSeq lists its product as uncharacterized. The record is from RefSeq and is a predicted model, not a curated record. Bases 138 to 923 code for a protein of 261 amino acids. Lineage: Eukaryota; Fungi; Basidiomycota; Agaricomycetes; Boletales; Suillaceae. The transcript has 14 exons.